GAUGCAUAUUGGCUCCGCGAGAGGACGACGAGUCUCUUUCCAGGCGGUUCUCUCAGAGCAAGAAGGCGAUUCCUCCCGGACUGGUGGAGGACUGGAGGACUUAAACCGAACCCAUCCUGGACCCGGGGCGCUGCAGGGGGUCCGAGCAGCAGCAGCACUCAAGACCGGACCAGAGGCUCACAGAGGAACGAUAUUAUUGACGCGUUUAGUGGUCGUUCGUUAUUUGGUUGCUAUUAUUCUUUUGCGUUUGUUAUCUCAGCCGUGCGUCACGACGCAUGGACGGAGAGGUUACAUCAAAGUUUAUCGCAUAAAAAAGGAGAGAGAAGAAAAGUGAUUUACAGUCAGAGGGAAGGACAUGGGUCAAUGUACCGGUGUGAGGGCGAUUCUGCUCCACGCCAGCUGGGUCUGGAUCCUGGGGGGCUUUGGAGCGACCAGUUUGACUCGUGGACUGGACACGUCUGGCUCAGAGUGUCCGGAGAACCACAUCCAGACAGUGGAGUACCCGUGCUCCCGGGCGCAGGGGAAGAACAGCACCUGCUACAGGAGGAAAUGCUGCCAGGGCUUCCGGUUUGUCAUGGGCCAGUGUUUACCUGAAGGUGUGGACGUGUGCGCGGGCUCUCCCUGUGAACAGCAAUGCACCGACAACUUUGGACGGGUGGUCUGCACGUGUUACCUUGGUUACCGUUUUGACAGAGAGAGACAUCGGACCCACCAAUCUCCUUACUGCCUGGACAUUGAUGAGUGUGAGGAGUCAAACAGUGACGUGUGUGACCACGAGUGUGUGAACACCAUGGGGAGUUUCCAGUGCCACUGUCGCGUCGGCUACAUCCUAGCGCCAGACCAACGCUCCUGUGUGCCAAGACACAACCUGAACUCCUCUGGGAAGUCGGACCCCCUGAUGAGCACCAGCUCCUGCUCCUUCACCUGCCAGGACUUCGUCAGCAUGAAGAGCAGCAUCCUGCAGCUCAGGCUGCAGGUGGGCAGCAGCCAGCAGGUGCCUGGCUUCCCGAUCAGCAGUAACAAGCCGUCCCCGCCUCGAGGGGCCAAAGGUCACGACGGCCCCUGUCCUCCAGGGCCGGUUGGCCCUCCAGGAGCCCCUGGUGUCCCAGGACACCCCGGGGAGCCCGGUCAGAGGGGGGAGCCGGGGGGCCGGGGGCCGAUGGGAGUCCAGGGCCCCGGGGGCCAGAUGGGUCCGAUGGGUCCGAAGCCCGACCUGAACCACGUCAAGAGGGGUCGCAGGGGUCCCGUGGGAUCUCCCGGCGCUCCAGGGAACAGCGGACUGAAGGGCGAGAGAGGAGCACCUGGCCCCAGAGGUCCGCCUGGCUCGCCCGGCUCCUUUGACUUCCUGUUGCUGAUGAUGGCCGACAUCCGUAACGACAUCAUUGAGCUGCAGGAGCAGGUCUUCGGGGGGAGGCGGGGCCUGUCCCUGGACGGCCCGCCCCUCUCCAGCAGGGAGGCGGACCACCCCGACUGGGGCUCGGGACAGGACGACCUUGUGCUGCGCAGCUGACCCCCGCGUGAAGCCCCGCCCCCCCUCCCCUCCCGUCUGGCACCUGUCACUCCAACCGAACUUAAAACGGGCUGCUCAGAGCAACGAUGGAGACCCUAAAUAAUAAUAUUAAUAAUAAUAAUAACAAUAGUGGAUAAUGGUUGAACCUCACAGCAGGUAGUGGAAGAGGUAGUGGAGCAGGAAGUGGAGGAGGAAGUGGAAGAGGAAGUGGAGGACGCGACCACGAUGGAUGGGGAGAGGUGAAGAUAGCGAGAGGAGUGCGAUGAGGGGCACCAGACGUCCAGGGGAGAUGGUGUAAACACGUGGUGACCCCAAUGCGACCCUGACCCCGUCUAGCCUCGCUGUCUCGUCUCCUGGAGCCUGUCAUGACGGCUGCGGAGAGCGUGAGCCAGGAGGAAGACGAGGAGGAGGAGGAGCAGGAUGACGAGGAGGAAGAGGAGCUAGCCGCGCAGCUUGCCGUAGCCUCUGGGAGCAGAGCGGCUUCACACAGAGCCGCUAUCGUCAGCAUCUCUGCCCCUCCUGCCCACUGCUGGCUGAGGAAGGGGGUCUGACUGUGAGGGACCCCGAGGUCUGUCUGGGGAACCCAGGGCCAGCGCUGACCAUUUCGGUGCCCUAGGCGACCUUCUCCGUUCCGUUUGGGAACAUGUUGGUUUCAUUUCGCUUGUUUCGUAUAUUUGUGUUAAUUAAUUAAGGUGGCGCCCCCAACACAUUUGCCGCCCUAGGCGAUCGCCUAGGUCGCCUAUGCCGAGCGCCGGCCCUGGGGGAUCCCAUCCCUGGGACUCGGACUCUGUCACAGCUCUGGUUUCCAUGCCAACCUCCUCCUCUCCCCCAUCCCCCCCAGAGCCCUGGGGACCCUACAAACCGAACCCUGUACCCUCUUUAAAGACGCUGACCGCCAGGACGCCGCCAUGUUUUUGAUAUUGUAUAAUAUUGUAUAGAAAGUUCAAGUGUACUUUAUUUUGUUAUUGAGGUCAUUUGUUCCUCUUUCAACCUGUGAUUUAUCCGUGAAAAUAUAUUUUUUGUACCAAAAUGAUAAUAUAAACUUUACAUUUUCGGAAA
This is a messenger RNA of Gadus macrocephalus (Pacific cod), 2569 nucleotides long. RefSeq names its product collagen and calcium-binding EGF domain-containing protein 1-like. The coding region runs from base 356 to 1510 and encodes 384 amino acids. NCBI's taxonomy places the organism in Eukaryota, Metazoa, Chordata, Actinopteri, Gadiformes, Gadidae. The record is from RefSeq and is a predicted model, not a curated record. Gene Ontology annotation, molecular function: calcium ion binding. The transcript is spliced from 11 exons.